This is a messenger RNA of Aspergillus fumigatus Af293, 252 nucleotides long. RefSeq lists its product as uncharacterized. The record is from RefSeq and is a predicted model, not a curated record. NCBI's taxonomy places the organism in Eukaryota, Fungi, Ascomycota, Eurotiomycetes, Eurotiales, Aspergillaceae.
AUGACUUCAGCAGCAAUGGCACGGCACCACACCAUUUCUCUCAGCAAACGUUCGGUUCAUACGCACCUCAAGUUGGACCCCCCUACACUCAAGCCGGCUUACCUCUCGGAAUCAAUCAAUCAUCUACGCACCCCAUUCCGGUCGCCCCAGAAGAUGAAGUUGUGCAGCACCAACCCGCACAAUGUACACGGCGACCGCGAUAUUUGCAGUCGCCGAGGUAUCUUCCUCUUUGUGAAGCAAACAGUGAGAUAG